CCUCGGGCGACCGGAAGCUCGUGAGACAGGUGGCUUCUUUCAUUAUGUGCGCGUCAGUCAAGUAUAGCACCCGGGGUCCAGCCCUCAUCCCAAGAAUGAAAACCAAACACCGGAUCUACUACAUUGCUCUCUUCUCUAUUGUCCUGCUGGGCCUCAUUGCCACAGGCAUGUUCCAGUUCUGGCCACACUCCAUAGAGUCUUCAAAUGACUGGACAGUUGAAAAGCACAGCAUUCACGAUGUACCUAUAAUUAAGAUUCCUGCCGAGAGUGCCAUCCCAGAGCGAGGAGACCUCAGCUGCAGGAUGCACACAUGCUUUGACGUCUACCGCUGCGGCUUCAACCCUAAAAAUAAGAUCAAGGUCUAUAUUUACUCCCUAAAGAAAUAUGUAGAUGAAUAUGGCAUGCCAGUCAGCCAUACCAUUUCCCGGGAAUACAAUGAACUCUUAACUGCUAUCUCUGACAGUGACUUCUACACAGAUGAUGUGAACCGUGCCUGUCUCUUUGUGCCAUCAAUUGAUGUGCUGAACCAGAACACGCUCCGUAUCAAGGAAACGGCUCAGGCUUUGGCGCAACUAUCCCGUUGGGAUCGAGGAACAAACCACCUCUUGUUCAACAUGUUGCCUGGAGGACCACCUGACUAUAAUACAGCACUAGAUGUUCCAAGGGACAGAGCUCUGUUGGCUGGUGGAGGUUUUUCUACAUGGACCUAUCGGCAAGGAUAUGAUGUCAGUAUUCCUGUUUACAGUCCGUUGUCUUCAGAAGUGCAGUUGCCAAAUAAAGGCCCAGGUCCUCGCAGGUACUUCCUGCUGUCCUCUCAGAUGGCUCUUCAUCCUGAAUACCGUUCUGACUUGGAGGCUCUUCAAGCUGAGAAUGUGGAAUCUGUGUUGAUCCUGGAUAAAUGUACCAACCUCUCAGAGGGAAUCCCUUUUAUUCUUAAGCGUUGCUACAAGAAUCAGGUUUUUGAUUAUCCUCAGGUACUUCAGGAAGCAACAUUUUGUGUGGUUUUGCGGGGUGCCCGCUUGGGACAAGCUGUGCUGAGUGAUGUACUUCAGGCUGGGUGCAUCCCUGUCGUCAUAGCUGACUCUUAUAUUCUGCCUUUCUCUGAAGUCCUGGACUGGAAAAGAGCUUCUGUAGUGAUACCUGAAGAAAAGAUGUCUGAUAUGUACAACAUCCUGCAAAGCAUACCCCAGCGACAGAUUGAAGAGAUGCAGAGACAGGCAAGAUGGUUUUGGGAAGCUUAUUUUCAGUCAAUGAAAGUAAUUGCUCUGGCAACCCUUAAGAUUAUCAAUGACCGGAUCUACCCAUAUGCUGCUACAUCAUAUGAGGAAUGGAACGACCCCCCAGCAAUUAAAUGGAGCAGUGUAAGCAAUCCACUCUUUCUUCCAUUGAUUCCACCUCAGUCACAAGGCUUCACUGCUAUUGUUCUGACCUACGAUCGGGUUGAGAGCCUAUUCAGAGUAAUCACUGAAGUGUCAAAGGUGCCCAGCCUUUCCAAGCUGUUAGUGGUUUGGAACAACCAAAAUAAAAUCCCCCCAGAAGAAUCUAUUUGGCCCAAAGUUCGAGUUCCAUUGAAGGUUUUACGGACCACAGAAAACAAACUGAGUAACCGCUUCUUUCCAUAUGAUGAGAUUGAAACAGAAGCAGUGUUGGCCAUUGAUGAUGACAUAAUCAUGUUGACCUCUGAUGAACUGCAGUUUGGUUAUGAGGUGUGGAGAGAAUUCCCCGACAGACUAGUUGGGUACCCAGGUCGCCUGCAUUUGUGGGACCAUGAGACAAGUAAAUGGAAAUAUGAGUCGGAGUGGACCAAUGAAGUCUCAAUGGUGCUCACAGGAGCAGCUUUUUACCACAAGUAUUUUAAUUACUUGUACACAUACAAAAUGCCUGGAGACAUCAAGAACUGGGUGGAUGCUCACAUGAAUUGUGAAGACAUCGCCAUGAAUUUUCUAGUAGCUAAUGUUACUGGGAAAGCCGUCAUUAAGGUGACCCCCAGAAAGAAAUUUAAAUGUCCGGAGUGCACAGCCAUAGAUGGAUUGUCGCUCGACCAAACACACAUGGUGGAAAGGUCUGAAUGUAUCAACAAGUUUGCCUCUGUCUUUGGGACCAUGCCUCUGAAAGUGGUGGAGCACCGGGCAGAUCCAGUCCUGUACAAAGAUGACUUUCCUGAAAAACUGAAGAGUUUCCCCAACAUUGGAAGCUUGUAAAAAUUUGCAGCAAGGCAAAUUGGAUGCUGGAAUCCAGUACAAA
Molecule: messenger RNA, 2244 nt
Organism: Euleptes europaea (tarantolino)
Lineage: Eukaryota; Metazoa; Chordata; Lepidosauria; Squamata; Sphaerodactylidae
Gene: EXT2
Product: exostosin glycosyltransferase 2
Exons: 14
Coding region: 45-2201 (718 amino acids)
Cellular component (GO): membrane
Molecular function (GO): glycosyltransferase activity
Source: RefSeq, a predicted model, not a curated record